Arachis stenosperma is the source of this 1448-nucleotide messenger RNA. Its product is annotated as E3 ubiquitin-protein ligase ATL6-like. The record is from RefSeq and is a predicted model, not a curated record. The coding region runs from base 61 to 1095 and encodes 344 amino acids. Lineage: Eukaryota; Viridiplantae; Streptophyta; Magnoliopsida; Fabales; Fabaceae. The transcript is spliced from 2 exons.
UCCUCUGAAAUUGGUCAAAAACCCAAACACAACAAACUUGAAUAAAAAAAAAAAGGAGCUAUGCUUGAAUCCAAAUUCAAACCUAAACCGUUACACUUGCACUUCAUGCUCAUGCUCAUUCUCAUUCUCCAUCAGCAUGGCAAUGGCACAGAGGCACAGUCCCCGCUCCAGCCGGUGAAACCGCUUUCCUCCAACCACAACCCCCGGGACCCUUCAACCGUCCUCUUCAUCGCCACCAUCCUCGGAACCUUCAUAUUCGUCGCCGCGUUCGUAGCCUUCCUCCGCCGCUGCACAGAGCCGUACUUUACUCAACAACAGAGCAAUAUCACACACUUGCGCUGUUCCUGCUGCAACGGCGGCAUCAGCCCCGACAUCCUCGAAACCUUCCCCAUCGUGUUCUAUUCCAGCAUCAAGGACCUCAGAAUCCGCAAAGAAGCUCCGCUAGAGUGUGCCGUCUGCCUCACCGAGUUCGCCGGCAACGACACUCUUCGGCUGCUUCCACACUGCAACCACGUGUUCCACCCUCCCUGCAUCGACGCCUGGCUCUCUUCCCACGUCACCUGCCCCGUUUGCCGCGCCAAUCUCAACCAACAUCCCUCCCAAGUCGCCAUUUCGGUGAUAACACAAUUGAGCGGCGACGGAGAAGAAGAACACGAAGAAGACGGUUCUGGAAACAGAGCAGAACAGAGCGUGGGUGGCGAGAGCAUAAUUGAGGGGAGCCCGUUGGCGCGUGACGCGAGUGAGGGACAGCGGAACAACGAAGAAGAUAAAGGGAUGCCGGAAAGAGCGGCAAAAGGGAAGCUUGGUGGGAAGGGGAGGGUUCUGAAGAGGUCGAAUACGACGGGGCACUCGGUGGUGGAGGCAGGAGAGUGUAUGGAGAGGUAUACGCUGAGGUUGCCGGAGGAUGUGAGGAGGUACAUUAUGGUGAACCAUGGGGUGAUGAUGACGCAGCGUUCGGCGAGCUACAACGCAGCGGAGAGUUCGAAGAAAGGAUUGUGUUGGAGUGACACGGAAGGAGGUAGCAGCAGAGGUAAGAAGUGUCAGAGCUCUGUUAGAGGGAAGGGAAGAGUAUGGAAGAAUAAUGGAGGUCAGUGAGUAGUGAGAGUAUCAAUUUCUGCUCAUGCUGCUCUCUCUGUGAACACCCCAUGUCACGUCAAAGAGAUCUGUUACAGAGGUGUUAGGAAACGGCCAUGGACGCCGUCCAGAUCCAUGACCCCGACAAGACGCACGUCUGGCUCGGAACUUUCGAAACUGCAGAGGGGGCAGUGCGUGCGUACGACACAGCGGCAAGAGACAUUCACGGCGCCAAGGCGAAGAUCAAUGUUCCGAUGGCGGAGGAGCUUCUGAACAACAGCAACAAUUUCGUUCACAUUAACAACAACACAUGUAGCCCGAGCUAGAGUAGCACGCUUGAUUCAUCUUCGCGGCUGCCGCCACCGCCACCAUCA